CUCUCCAUCUCCAUCAUGGCCGGCAAACACAAAAAAUACGAGUAAGAUUCACCUUGGCAAAAUAAUGCUAGACCUGGAGGUGGUCAGGGAGAUCUACGACUCGGAGAACUCGCACGAAUACUUUGAGCAGCAGCUGGACCUUUUGCUGGAGGCUGGCGUCAAGUACAUUGUAAUCGAGCCCAAAAGGCUGGGCGACGAGACAGCCAGGUGGCUCUCGGUCGGAAACAUUCUGCACAAAUUAUCCCUCAACCUCGGCCUCGGAGCAAUUAUUGCAGGUGUUCUUUGGCCGGACAGGCCAGUCGUCUGCGUGCCCCUAGCCUCGCUGUCCCUGUUGUCCACCAGUCUGUACACCGUUUCGUGGCACUUUGACCCCUGUUGCCAGUACCAGGUUGAGAAGGACAAGAACAUCCUGUUCGACAUCAACCAACGAUACCCGAUCUACGAGUGGAGCAGACAAAACCUCCUGGGCCCAGUAAAAGUUCUAGUUCGAAGAGAAGCGUUGCAGAGACAGAGGCAGUUUGUCCACUGGACCGUGUGUCUGGCGGCGGUUGCCUUUUCCGGUUUUAGACUGUAUAAAGCCCUCAGUGGAUGCUGCUAAUAUUAAGAUGUACUAGGACUGCCCGCAGACAAAUUAUACGCUUAACUUUUAGAUAGGAAAUCAAAUUCGUAAGCCUACCGCACCGAGCCAAUCAAUUAUCUCUAGAGGUCGGUAGGCGUCAAAUUUUUUACUUAGGCCACAAUUUUAUUAUUGCUGAUUUUUUUAAAAUGAACUUUUCCCUUAGGCACAAUUGUGUGCCAGCAUUAAAUUUAUUAUGUAACUCUCUAUUGGCAUUACCAUAAUAGUUUCCUACUAAUUAUUUCUGCGCAAUUAUAUAAUGAGGUUAUUUUGUGGCCAUUCUGCUAUUGUAAAUAGUGCAAAGUACUGUUGUUCUAGCUUUUAAGAUUUAACUUUGAGUUGAGGCAAUUAUUUUUAUGACGAAUAAAGAAGAUCACUUGGCGAAGCAAAGUGUGAAUAUUCAUUACGA
Molecule: messenger RNA, 1025 nt
Organism: Neocloeon triangulifer
Lineage: Eukaryota; Metazoa; Arthropoda; Insecta; Ephemeroptera; Baetidae
Gene: Pmi
Product: transmembrane protein 11 homolog, mitochondrial
Exons: 3
Coding region: 65-598 (177 amino acids)
Biological process (GO): inner mitochondrial membrane organization
Cellular component (GO): mitochondrial inner membrane
Source: RefSeq, a predicted model, not a curated record